Chondrus crispus (carragheen) is the source of this 288-nucleotide messenger RNA. RefSeq lists its product as hypothetical. Lineage: Eukaryota; Rhodophyta; Florideophyceae; Gigartinales; Gigartinaceae. The record is from RefSeq and is a predicted model, not a curated record. The coding region runs from base 1 to 288 and encodes 95 amino acids. The transcript has a single exon.
AUGGAACCAGAUGGAACCGAGAUGCCACAAUCCGCUCUCCAAAGGAGCAGGUCAGCUUGCUCGAGCUGCGUCCACAAGUUUCUGAUUAGAAUGGCCUUGAAGGAACUUAUCCAGCAUUUUCGGAAUGUCUUCCCGCAUAUGCUGAAAGGGUUCCCAAGUAGGCUCCUCCUGCGCGAAGCCACGCCACGCGCACUGAACUACAAACUGCUUGCGGUCUUGGUUGCAUUGCAAACCAAGAAGCUUGAUCACUGUAUUGUAAUGCGUCUCGUUGUGGUCGAUGGUAUCUAG